AUGCUACAUUCAAAUUCAAUAAUUCAUCCAAACAAUACCAACCAUAGGUUCAAGUUUGAACCAUUUUUACGAAAUGAAUACAACUUUGGGCUAGAUCCAGAUAGACCUGUUUGCCCCUUUUUCAACCAUCAAUUUCCUACCACUUCAUGUCCGAAUGGUACCAACUGUCCGAACAAACAUCCUUCGCAAACAUUUAAAAAUAAACUAGUGUGCAAACAUUGGUUACGUGGCUUGUGCAAAAAAGGAGACAAUUGCGAAUUCUUACAUGAAUACAAUCUACGAAAGAUGCCUGAAUGUGUGUUUUAUUCCAAGAAUGGGUACUGUACUCAAACCCCCGAGUGUUUAUACUUGCACAUUGAUCCACAAUCAAAGAUACCCGAAUGCAUGAAUUAUAAUGCUGGGUUUUGUCUAGAAGGUCCCAACUGUAAAAACCGACACGUAAGACGCAUAGUUUGUCCAAAUUUCCUUGCUGGAUUUUGUCCCGAAGGACCAGAAUGUGAAUUUACACAUCCGAAAUUUAAUCAUCAAAACUUAUAUUUGAGGAUCAAGCCGGAUCCAACCGAGAUUAACGAAAAGACUGUGCUGGUUGCAGGUAAGUCACCAGCAGAAGAAGAAAGUCUACAAGAAGAAAAAUAA
Lodderomyces elongisporus is the source of this 636-nucleotide messenger RNA. It is a transcript of the gene YTH1, whose product is annotated as cleavage polyadenylation factor RNA-binding subunit. The coding region runs from base 1 to 636 and encodes 211 amino acids. The transcript has a single exon. Gene Ontology annotation, molecular function: RNA binding; metal ion binding. The record is from RefSeq and is a predicted model, not a curated record. Lineage: Eukaryota; Fungi; Ascomycota; Pichiomycetes; Serinales; Debaryomycetaceae.